Molecule: messenger RNA, 6678 nt
Organism: Bactrocera oleae (olive fruit fly)
Lineage: Eukaryota; Metazoa; Arthropoda; Insecta; Diptera; Tephritidae
Gene: Mps1
Product: Monopolar spindle 1
Biological process (GO): peptidyl-serine phosphorylation; mitotic spindle assembly checkpoint signaling; meiotic spindle assembly checkpoint signaling
Cellular component (GO): nucleus; kinetochore
Molecular function (GO): protein serine/threonine/tyrosine kinase activity; ATP binding; protein serine/threonine kinase activity
Source: RefSeq, a predicted model, not a curated record
CAGCGCAAUUUCCUUUCUCUGCUCUGUCUAGUUAGCAUUAUCAACUGUCAUUCCUUUAAUUUUGAUUUUGAUUCUUUAAAUUGUGUUAUUUUAGUUGGAUUGUUUUUUAUUUCCGAUUUUAAUAUUUUUGCGACAGUUUAAUGUCUUUUCACUAUCCACGUAGAGUAAAAGAUUUACCUGCUUUAGAACCGGACUCUGACGAUGAAGAUGUUAAUCAGGAGCAUAAAAAUGCAGAUGUACUUCAAAAAAACGCAUCGAAGAAUUAUUUAGCUGUAAAAGAAGCUCCCCAAAAAGUAUUGGGAGCUUUUAGCAAUAUGCGAAUGUUCCCCAAGCGUUGCUCAGAAUUACCCACCCUCGAUUCAGAUGAGUCCGAAGAAGAAGAAAAUCCCAAUACUGAUAAUCUUAAUUGUGCUAUAUUAAAUGAUUCCUUUAUCAUGAGUCCUGCGGAUAACUCUGUACUGAAAACACCCGGCCCGCCAUCAGACGUUAAGAAAAAGCGUUCUGCUGGUAAUCUCUCAUUUCUUACAGAUUUUAAUAAAUUGGCCUUAGACACUGAAGGCAAGGAAAAUAUAAAUAAGAGUGAAGAUUUAUUAACGGCAGUGGUUGAAAAUAUACAACCAAAUGCCGCUAGUACCGCAAGAAAGCCACUUUUAAGCCGACCAGUCACUUUGUGCGCUCUACAAAGUAUAAAGGAAGAUAAAGUGGCAAACGAUAACACUGCCGGAAAUAUUGACCGUAAAAGUAAUGAAAACUGUGCUGGAGGUGUUUUGCAACGUUUUAAUUCUAAUCCUACACCACCGAAAAAUUCAAAGUACUCAGAUUUAGAAACACCACUUCGGCCAAACAGCACAGCACUUAUUCCUGCAGCAGCUUCUACAAAUGACCAUAUUGUUGACUCGCAAUUUGCUACACCCCAAAUUCGAUCAUUUUCAGUACAGCGGAGGCCACGAGGCUUGUGUUCGACGCAGUCUCAAAAAGAGCGUACGGCAAUUGCAAAUGAGUUCCGCUCACAGAAGGUACUGUUUCAAACGCCGAUGGCUAUAACGCGUCCACACGUUGUAUGUUUACCCAAUGAUAGUAUUACAUUAUCACUUUGUGAUUCCAUAAAUGGUGCUGAAACCACGCCGAAAACUACCGAAAAUAUACAAGAGAAUACUCAGAAAAGUAAUGUAAAUAAGCAACAGAUAAAUGUUAAAUCGAAGAAAUCACUGGAGAAUGCUUUUUCAAACCCAGAUAAACAGGAGGAGCCUGAUGGAAAGAAACCACCUAACACAAAGAGUUCAGUAUCGAAUGAAAAUAAUGGUAUUUUGCACAUUAAUAAUUCUGAUUAUACAAUCAUAAAAAAAAUCGGUUGUGGAGGCUCCAGUUCCGUUUAUUUGGCAAAAAGAAAUUCAGAUGGUAAUGAAUGUGCACUAAAGGUUGUUGAUUUGCGUGGUGAUCCAGUUGUUGUUGAAGGUUAUUUAAAUGAAACAAAACUAUUGGCAAAACUUCAAGGAAACAUCUGUGUGGUGACACUUUUUGAAUAUCAACUUUUGCGUAAUGAGUCACGACUCUUUCUCGUUAUGGAAAAGGGAGAUUCGGAUCUACAUAAAAUUUUACAGACAUACACCACGAAUUUGCCCCUAUAUGUACUUAUGAAUUUUUGGUAUCAAAUGUUGCAAGCGGUUAAUUACAUACACCAAAAUGGCGUUAUACAUUCUGACUUGAAGCCAGCAAAUUUUCUGAUGAUAAAUGGUCGUUUGAAGUUAAUAGAUUUUGGUAUUGCCAGUAACAUUGCACUGGACUCAACAAGUAUAAUAAAAUUUUCUCAAGCCGGAACAUUUAAUUAUAUUAGUCCGGAAGCACUAACCGACACAUCAACGGGAUCUAGCCCGAUGCGCAGCAAUCAACCAAAAAUAAAGAUAUCAACGAAAUCUGAUGUUUGGUCUCUUGGAUGCAUACUAUACUUGCUGCUUUAUAAGCGCACUCCAUUCUCGCAUAUCAAAAAUACAUAUGCCAAAAUAAAUGCUAUUACAAGUCCUACCACAAACAUCGAAUAUCCUACAAUUCCUUUAUAUUAUCCAGCAAUGCUUGUGCACAUGGCAAAAAAUUGCUUACAACAUAAUCCAAAAAAGCGUCCAUCAUGCGCUGAACUACUACAGUAUCCAUUUAAUAUGAUUAUACCGAUACAAAAUUUAGCGGUACCUUCCACGAUUAAAGAAAAAAAUUAAAACUCAAUAUACAUAUACAUAGCGUAGUGAUUAAAAUCUUGAUUUAGUUUAUAUUUCAUCCUCGAUUUAUGUAGGUCACACAUCUGUAAACUAUAAAUGCUUUUACAUUUACAUAUACACUAUUUAUAAAUAUAAGUACAGAGGAAUAAUAAAUAUUUUUUAAAAUAUACAUAUCUUGUUCAUUAGUAAAAAAUGAUUGCAAUUGCAAUCUGGCACCUCAUAUAGCAAAUAAAAGAUAUAUUACAGCAACAUAGCGCUUGAUCUUUGAUUCAUGAAAACUUGGUGAUUGGCUUAUCGAAGAAACAACUGGUAAAAAUAACAUAAACUAGCAUUAGCAAUUAUAUGCCCAUAUAAUCCCUUGCAUUGAAAUGAACUAGACAACUUCAUUGUUGUUUUCACAAACUAUUUUUCCGAGCAAUAUCGCGUCAAUAUUUGAAACUGCAUUAGACUUCCAAUGUAAAACUUAAUUUGUCUUUGAAACAAUUUCAGGCAUAAUUCUACUCACGACGAAUUUCUGCCAUAUUUACGAAAAUGAAAAUUUGGUGGCACUUUAUUUAGUUCCUGAAUUUAAAGCGAAUUUAAAUUUUCGUACAAUCAAUUUCGAUAGAACAAACGAGGAAGCAGAUGAAAAUAACAGUAGCAAAACCUAAAUUGCUACGACCAAUACCAGUGUUCCUGUUCAUUUCAAAUUAACCGCAAUAAAAUAAAAGUCAAUUUGUUCGUUAUAAUUUAAAUAUGUUUAUUUUUGUUUAUCAUAAUAUAUCAUUCCUUCAUAAAUUCCUCAAACUGUUUUCCUACCAUUUUCACUUCGAUCUGCCAUCAAGAAAAAUUCAACCAUUACUAUAUGUUUAAUUAUGAUCCAACACUGAAUCAUUCAUUCGUGUGUAAAAACAUGCUUAAUUAUUAACGCUGGUAAUACUGCCUAAUUAACUUGUAUUCCCCAUUUAUUUAUUUCACUAAACCCAUUCAAAGGAAGCAGCAAUAUAUUACUCAAACCGCUUCACUUUUCUGAUCAAAAUUAUAUCCGCAGAUUUAUUUUCAGUUUUAAGAUCUGCUGUUUACCUACAUUGCAUACAUAUUUCUCCGCUAUUCAGUAUCGAUAUUUUUUACUUUUUUUUUUAGUGGCGAACGCUUUUUAAUUGCAUUUCAUAUAUAUGAUUUUGGUUAUAAUUGCCAGUUAUUUUGCAAUACAAGAUUGGAUUUUAAUCAAAUUGGUAUGUAGUGCAUAUUGAAAAAAAAAUAUUGUUUGUAGAGUAGUAGUUUGUUUUCUUUAUUUUGUCGGCUUUAUGUUUGUUUUUGUAGAAAUUAAAAAAGGAAUGCUGAAGCUGCUUGAAACAGGUAUGUCGGUAAAAUUAGUGUACAUAUACUGUUUUUGUUUUUUAACAUCAUUUUUACAUUGUACAUGGAAAUAUGAAAAUAUCAGUUUUUUUUUUUAACAUUUACGUGAAAAGAAAAUAAUAGUUUACUAAUUUUAGGCGACAACCACUUUUGGCUUUUAUAAAUGCUAUCAUAAAUAUAACUGAGCCAAUCGACUUUAAAUUAAAAUUUUAUGCCUUCAGUCAAUCGAAUUAUGAAACUUAAAAUAUCAAUUAAUGAAAUAAUAGCGUAAAAUGGUAAUUAAUUUUUAGCAGUUACUCAUUUGAAGCUCAUGUCAGCAUAAGUCUUUGCAAAUUUGUGACCACAGUAACAAGCAUUUCGCAGUACAAUUUCCAUUUACACAUACGAGUAAAUAAAUUGCAAAAAGUGAGUUUGUUCAUAUUAUUAUUACUGAGAUUAGUGUAAAUACCCCACACACAGUUUCUUUUAGUUUUAUUUUUAUUUAUUUUUAAUUUUUUUUGUAAUACUCGUACGCUCAGUUUAAAUUUAUCUACUUUCUUUAAGUAUUUUAUAUAAAAAUAGAUUAAUUUUUUAUGUGUAUGUAUGUUUAAGUAAAUGUUGCUGUUGCUAAGGAUACGCGUUUCUUGUUCAAUUGUUCAUAUAUCGGUCAGUCGUUGAAGUCUGUAAUGUCUUAGCAAAACUAGUCUCUUGCUUGUUUUCAUAUUUACGCAUCUAUGCAAAUAAUUUCUUUAGUUCGGCAAGAUAAAAUAGUCAGUUAAAAUAAAGUAUACAUAUAAAAUAUUUUAAAACCUUUUAUAAUUUGGCAAAUAGAAAUAUAGAAAUUUUUCAAUAUUUAAGAAUUAUCUAAACAACACAUUCGCUUAUUCUUAGUAUAUCCGGAAAAGGGUUGCAAAUAAUGCAUUAAAAAAUGUAUUGUUUAUAUAUAUAUAUAUAUUUUUUUUUUAUGUAAUUACAAAAAUGUUUAUUAAAAAUAAUUUUUAAUCUCAAAUAGCGGAUUGCAAAUAAAAACAAAAUUUUUAUUCCUAACACGGGAAUAAAAUUUUGAGUCCCAAAAACCUAAUUAAAAUGUAAAUAAAAUUAUAAAAAAAAAAAUUUAAUCCCAGGCAUAUAAUUAAAAAUUAAAAAAGAAAUUGUUUUAGGAUUAAAACAUGUACGCGUUUGCAUACUUCGUGUUCUAUCAUUUUGUGCAAGACCUCGCACAGAGCUAUCAGUACACUAGAGCACUGGUCGGCAAACUUCCACAUUCAAACGAUUUUUAUUUUAUUAAUUUUUAUUUCUGAUUUUGGGAUUAAAAAUUGAAAAUUUAAUUCGAAAUCAAGUAUAUUGUAAUUUUAAAAGAGAACACAUUGUUUACAUCUUUAUGUUAGCUAUAACGAAGCAGAAUAUUACUUUAUUUGAUUCAUUACUUUAGUGACUUUAUUGGUUUUAACUCUUGAAUAGAAACUAUGAUUAAGCCAACAACAGUUUUAUUUUCUCGUUCUUCGCAUUGUUUUUUCAAGCCUAGAUUUUAAAAACAAAAGAGAGACAAAGAAACAUUCUAUUCGUUAGAUAUUAUAUAUUUCACUAUAUUCGAUACUUCAAUAUCCAUUGAAUUAUGAUACAAUUAAAUGAUUUGGCGCUUUGAUAUCGAUUUAGAAUUUAAUAGUGUCACACGUGGAAAAAAAAAUCAAUAUUAAAAAUUAUUUGUACGGAUUCAUAUGUUUAUUAAGAGGUUAGGGGUAGACAGAGUUAUCAAAAAAUCAAUUUUCUUUUGCAUAAAAUAUAAUAUCAUAUAAAUAUUCUCUGAAAAUUUGAUGUAAGUCCGACAAGCAUUUUUCGAGUUAUUCGGUAAGGCUUCUCGGGUGUACAUAAAAUUUCAAAUGCGCUGUAAUUUGAAAACGCUCAGUAGAUUUAAAUCUGAUUUAUACAGAUUCAUAUGAAAACAUGAAAAAUUAGUGUCUGGUCCAAGGAUAUACAAAUGUAUGUAUAUAUAAUAUAUUUUUUUUAUUUCGAUUUUUAAUACACACUUAACUGUUAGUUUUUUCAUGAAAAUCUGGAAAACACUUUGCUGAUCCCGGAGGUGGAAAAGUUAUUUUUCAUGUAUCUGACUACACCUAACCCCUUAACUCGUUCUCAUGUUUCUAUACUUUUUAUUAAAAUUUAUAGCAUUAAAACUGCUACUUAGGAUACAUAAGAGAAAAAUCGAUUUAUUUAACGAAAAGUAUGAUUUCUUCACAUUCCACAUUGCCACAUGAGCAUUAUCAAUGUUUGGACAACUUAAAUGAUUUCAACUAUUUCCUAACGUUUUCGAAGCAAACUCAAGACUAUAGUUAAAAUUUAUGUUUAUUAUAUUUUAACUAAGCACUGUGUGUCCUUAAGCAAUUUCUACGUUGUGCAGUGUUGUUGCUGCUUAUAAACUGAAUGUGUGAAAAGUUACAAUGCAUUUUUCGAACACAAUCACCAAUGAGAUUGCUUGCAAUAAGCAACUUUCAAAUACUAUUAUAACGUCUACAGUUCAUACUUUUGUGGUGUAUAAAAUAACAUUAAUUGGUUAUGUGUAUGUAUUUAUGUAUUUUCAUGUAUUUGUAUGUAUAAAUGCAAAGACGUUUCAUGGAACACAAACAGCAUAAUGCUAUUAAGCUUUGCAGAGCAUUACAUAUUCUUCGUUUUUCUAUCCUACAUCCAUCCCAUAAUCGGUACUGCUAGCUUGUUAUUGGUUAUAUAAUUCUUGCAUUUCAUAAUUACACUGCAGUGUAAUUUGCUGUAUCAAUUUACUUUUAAUCAUUAUCAUUUUCUACCUUUGUUGCUUUCGUUUUGCAUAUCAAUCAUCAAACAUUGCACAGUUUUAGGCUUAUACUAAAAUCUAUAUUUUUUGCUAUUUUUUUGUUUCACAUUUAUUCACGCAUAAUUGGUUUGUUUUUUUAAAUUUAACUUUAUGGUUUUUAAUAUCUUUAAGUUUUUAUCUCCUACUAUACUGUAUCAUAAUUUUAGAAUGAUUCAUGUUGCUGCUGUUUGUUUUUUGCUACUUUUUCAUCGCUUAUUGUGCAAAUUAAUGCUUACGAACAUUCUGGUUUGCUGAUAGGUCUGCAAGUAUUUUCUUAUAAUUUUACUUUUGUAAGCUCCUGUGAGAAAUAUGCUUGCAAUUGGCAUA